UGAGCGUCCCGCGCCGGUCCGGGCUCUUGGCGGUGGCUCGUAGUUUGCCCGCUGCCCGGGGUUGCCAGUGUAGGAAGCUGCUGCUGCUGCUGAAGUCAUGUCCCACCAGACCGGCAUCCAAGCUAGUGAGGAAGUCAAAGAAACCUUUGCCAGAGCUAGGAAUGGCCAAUACAGGUUUUUAAAAAUAAUUAUUGAAAAUGAGCAGCUUGUUGUGGGAUCUGCCAAGCAGCCUGGUGAAACCUGGGAAAAGGAUUAUGAUUCCUUUAUUCUCCCUCUGCUUGAAGACAGACAGCCAUGUUAUAUACUGUACAGAUUAGAUUCUCAGAACGCCCAAGGAUAUGAAUGGAUCUUUGUUGCAUGGUCACCAGAUCAUUCUCCUGUUCGUCAGAAAAUGUUAUAUGCAGCUACUCGGGCAACUUUGAAGAAAGAAUUUGGAGGUGGGCAUAUUAAAGAUGAAGUAUUUGGAACAAACAAGGAUGAUGUUUCAUUAAAUGGUUAUCGGAAAUUCUUGAUGACUCAAUCUUCCCCUGCUCCUCUGACGGCAGCUGAGGAAGAACUUCGACAAAUCAAGAUUAGUGAGGUACAAACUGAAGUCAGUGUUGAUACUAAACAUCAAACUUUGCAAGGAGUUGCAUUCCCAAUAGCUCAGGAUGCCCUCCAGGCACUAGAAAAAUUGAAAAACAAGGAGCUGAAUUAUGUGCAGUUGCAAAUUGAUAUGAACAACGAAAUUAUUGUCCUGGCCAGUACACUUCCAACUGAACUGAAGGAUUUGCCAAGAAGAAUUCCUAAGGAUUCUGCACGAUACCAUUUCUUCCUUUACAAACACUCUCAUGAAGGGGACUACUUGGAAUCCAUUGUUUUUAUCUACUCUAUGCCUGGCUACGUGUGUAGUAUACGAGAACGGAUGCUUUAUUCUAGCUGCAAGAGUCCUCUCCUAGAAAUUGCAGAAAGACAGCUGUGGAUGCAGAUCAUUAGAAAGAUUGAAAUAGAAGAUGGAGAUGAGGUAACUGCUGAUUUUCUCUACGAAGAAGUCCAUCCCAAACAACAUGCACACAAACAGAGUUUUCCUAAGCCGAAAGGGCCUGUGGGAAAAAGAGGAAUCCGAAGGUUGAUCCGAGGUCCAGCUGAAACUGAAACACCUACUGACUAAAUGCUGCAGGCUUGUUGGGUAGAAAAGCAAAACAUUAUAUUGGGACUGGGGGAGUAUGAAUGCAAAAGAAUCUUUAUAAUGAACUGAUAGCAUUCCACAUUGAUCUUUUCCAACAGAAAAUAAGUUACUUUCUAUUGCACUUAUCUGGCUAUGCCACUAUAGAUCUUAUAAGGUCCACAGCCUGUGGUUGUAAUAGAUUCGUUCAAAACGAAAACACAACCUUGUAGAAUAUUAAUUCUAUUCUAAAAGUCUUAACUACUCUGUUACUUUUGUAAUAGAUAGGUAUAUGGUAUUUUUCAGUCUCUCUUAAUGACCUCCUAAAAUGUACUUUGAUCAUUUCCCUUAUCUUUCUUAAGCAGGCUAUGUCUUUAAAAAAUGGUGAAGAAUAAGCCUUGUAUCUUUUCAUGAUUUCUUUACCCCUAGCCUAUUCGCCAGGCUUGUAUGUACAUUUUGUACCACAGUCUAAAUUGCCUAGAGCAAGUUCCACUGAACUCAGGCUGUACAAAACUAGUUCAUUUGAUACUGGAAUCCAGCUCUAGAUUUUCAUGUAACUGUCUAACAAUACAUUUGUUUGUUCUGAAAAAGUAAUUUUUCCAAAAACUGUGUCUCAGAUAAAUUUCAUUUCUGCUUAAACAAGAAAAUGCUAUUCAUUAGGAUGAUUCUGUCACUAAUAUACUAUUUAAAGAACACAGUACAAACUUUCCUUUUCAAAGUAAAUGGAUUCAGUUUCUCCAGAAAAGCUGCUACUUUGUCACUAUUAGUACCAAUAUUGUUAAGCAAGGAAAAAUGUGAGUCCUAAUGCAUUUCUAGUAUCUUAAGAAAAUUAAAAUAUUCUCAAGCCAA
This is a messenger RNA of Python bivittatus (Burmese python), 1993 nucleotides long. RefSeq names its product twinfilin actin binding protein 1 (gene TWF1). Gene Ontology annotation, cellular component: myofibril; actin filament; cytoplasm. Gene Ontology annotation, molecular function: actin filament binding; actin monomer binding. The record is from RefSeq and is a predicted model, not a curated record. Gene Ontology annotation, biological process: positive regulation of neuron projection development; actin filament depolymerization; barbed-end actin filament capping. Lineage: Eukaryota; Metazoa; Chordata; Lepidosauria; Squamata; Pythonidae.